Molecule: messenger RNA, 2815 nt
Organism: Marmota monax (woodchuck)
Lineage: Eukaryota; Metazoa; Chordata; Mammalia; Rodentia; Sciuridae
Product: zinc finger protein 709
Exons: 4
Coding region: 144-1556 (470 amino acids)
Biological process (GO): regulation of DNA-templated transcription
Source: RefSeq, a predicted model, not a curated record
GGGAUCGUUUAUGCGCAGCCGCAGUAGGGGUCUGGCCACCGCUCCCGGGAGAGGCGCCUAGCGGCUCAGCCUUUGUUGCGCUGUGACCUCCGCUGACCUCAGGAGCAGUCGGCAGGACGCCGCGAAUCCUCGGAAGCAGAGAAAUGGACUUAAUGACCUUUGAGGAUGUAGCAGUGAACUUCACCCUGGAGGAGUGGGCUUUGCUGGAUCAUUCCCAAAAGGAUCUUUACAGAGAAGUGAUGCUAGAAACCUUCAGGAACCUGACCUCUGUAGGAAUACAAUGGGAAGACCAGAACAUUGACAAUGAAUACAAAAAUUGUAGAAGAAAUCUAAGAAGUCAAGUGAUAGAGAGACUAUGUGGAUAUAAAGAAGGUAGUCCAUAUGAAGAAAUCUUCAGCCAGAUUUCAGAUCACAUUGUGAAAAAGAAAACUCCUGCUUUAAAACCAUGUGAAAGCCCUGUAUGUGGAGAAGUGACCAUUGGUCAUUCAUCCCUUAAUGGGCACAUCACAUCUGAUUUUGGACAUAGACUAUAUGAGUAUCAGGAAAAAUCCUAUGAACAUGAAGAACAUGAUGAAAUCUUUAACUGGACCAAUCUCAUUCAAAACUAUGAAAUAACUCAUACUGGGGAGAAACCCUAUGAAUGUAAGCAACAUGCAGAAGCCUGUAGGAGCUCCAGUUAUGUUCAGAUACAUGAAAGAACUCACAAUGGAUUAAAACUCUAUGAAUGUAAGCAAUGUGGGAAAGCCUUCAGGAGUUCCAGUUAUGUUCAGAUACAUGAAAGAACUCACAAUGGAGUGAAACCCUAUGAAUGUAAGCAAUGUGGGAAAUCUUUCAGCUGUUCCAGUUACAUUCGAAUACACGAAAGAACUCACACUGGAGAGAAACCCUAUGAAUGUAAGCAGUGUGGGAAAAUGUUCACUUAUCUCCAGAGUGUUAGAAGACACAUGAUAAUGCACAGUGGUGAUGGACCAUAUAAAUGUGAGGUAUGUGGGAAAACAUUUCAUUAUCCCAGUUUAUUUCGUAUACAUGAAAGAACACACACUGGAGAGAAACCCUAUGAAUGUAAACAAUGUGGUAAAGCCUUUAAGUGUCCCAGUUCUGUUCGAAAUCAUGAAACAACUCACUCUGGUGAGAAACCCUAUGAAUGUAAGCAGUGUGGGAAAGCCUUCAGUUGUCCAAGUUACAUUCGAAUGCAUGUAAGAACACAUGCUGGAGAGAAACCUUAUGAAUGUGAGGAAUGUGGGAAAAUAUUCACUUGUCUCAAAAGUGUUCGAAGACACAUGAUAAUACACAGUGGAGAGAGACCUUAUAAAUGUAAGCAAUGUGGGAAAGCCUUCAGUAGUUCCAGUUAUGUUAGAAUACAUGAAAGAACUCACACUGGAGAGAAACCCUAUGAAUGUAAGCAGUGUGGGAAAGGCUUAAGUAGUUCUAAUUCCUUUCGAAGACAUGAAAAAAUUCAUACUGGAGAGAAACCUUAUGAAUGUAAUGAAUGUGGGAAAGCCUUCAGGUGUCAAAAUUCCUUGUAUAAACAUGGAAAGACUCAUAGCAAAGAAUAAUUGUACAAGUAUAAGACAUGUGAUAAAGUCUUCUGUUGUUUCAGUCAUGGAUAUGUGAAUGAAUUUAAUACUGUACAGACACCCUGUGGAUGUAAGGGAUGUUGGAAAAUACUCUCUUGUCCCAGUUCCUUUUGUAAGAAUGAAAGAACUGAUCCUGAGGAGAAAUCCUACCUAAGGAAUGCAGGAAAGCAGAUAAUCUCACAGCCUUUCUAGCACACACAAGAAUGCAUGUGUAGAGAACUACUAUGAAUGGAGUUUGGAAAAGCUUUUAAUCCUCACAGUUCAAUUCAAAGCCAUGGAAGAAUGCACAGGGAAAGAAUAUGAACGGUAUUCAAAUGUCUUCAGUUGGCUUACGUCCUAACAGCAUGUAAAAAUUUACAUUGGGGCUGGGGAUGUAGCUUAGUGGCAGAGCAUUUGCCUAGCAUAUGUGAAGCCCUAGGUUUGAUCCCCAACACUGAAAAAAAUAAACCAACCAAGGAAUUUUCAAUUUAACAAACAUUUCAAAGAUUUUGUGGAAACUACCAAUGUUUUGAAAUUCUAUAUAUCAAAGAAAUAUAAAAUGCUUGAUACAAACUAAUUUGGGUGUAUUGCUCACCAGAAACCACAAUUUGAAGGAAAUGUUAUAAAAGCUAUACCUUUAUUAAUAAUCUUUAUCAGUGACUUUCUCUUAAAGUAGAUCUCUCUGCUAUGGAUUUCAAAAUCUUAUUCUCACAAAGAAAUGUUGAACUGAGAUAAUUCUGUAAGUACCCUUGAAUUAAUGAGUUCAAUAGGUAUUGUUUUUUCUCUUAUGCCAGUUAAUAUUUUUUUUUCUCAUUCAUUUUAUAUAUGUAAGUUUAUAAGAUUCCUGAAUGAAUUGAGAUGUAGUUCUAUUAUGCAGUAGAUCUGAUUUUUUUUAUAUAGUUUUAAAUUAUUCUGUGGUUAAUGGAACAUUGAAAAAUUAGUCUUUGUUAAUAGUUGAGUGUUUUGUCAGGUAUUUUGGUGUUUGUUGAAUCAGGGUCUUGUUAUAUCAUUCAGGCUGAUCUUCAAACUCUUGGGUUCAAGGGUUCCUCCAGCCUUAGACUUCUGAGUAGCUGGGACUACAGGCAUGCACCACUGUGCCCACAAUUAUUGAGAGUUUUGUCACUGUCCUAAAUCGGCAGAUUUGGGAUAUCCCUUUUCUAUUAUAUACUUUCUACCCUUCUUUAUUGUGGGGGAAAAUUUGGUAUAAUGAAGUUCAUUCUCUUCUCAUUGCUAAUAAAUAAUUGGCAUUAAUUUGUAAA